This is a messenger RNA of Phymastichus coffea, 1646 nucleotides long. Its product is annotated as enolase-like. The coding region runs from base 316 to 1632 and encodes 438 amino acids. The transcript is spliced from 6 exons. The record is from RefSeq and is a predicted model, not a curated record. Gene Ontology annotation, biological process: glycolytic process. Gene Ontology annotation, cellular component: phosphopyruvate hydratase complex. Lineage: Eukaryota; Metazoa; Arthropoda; Insecta; Hymenoptera; Eulophidae. Gene Ontology annotation, molecular function: magnesium ion binding; phosphopyruvate hydratase activity.
GCCGUGCUCUGCUAUCAACGUGUCCCGACGCAAUUAUCGAUUCUCGCGAGCAUUUACGUGCCAUGCUGAUUCGCUCAAGCGCUACCCUCGAAACGGUCUGUUUCGCGAAGAUCAAGAUUUAUGCCUCGCCUCGAGCAAGCUGCCCUUCUAAUAACUCUUGCCUUAUCGUUCGACUCGACAAGCGAAUCUCAACCCACUUCAGACUUUAAAAAUCAUAACCCCUGCGUAACUUUCUUUUUAUUCGCAAGCAAACUCAACUCCAAUCUUUCGGCCUAGAUUCAUCGUUAAAAAAAUUAGUCAGCGUAAAGGCAAACAAUGCCCAUCCGCAAAUUGAAGGCUCGACAGAUUUUGGACGCGUGUGGGCGGCCGACAGUGGAGGUAGAUUUGAUAACGGACAUCGGUUUGCUGAGAAGCAGCGUGCCGAGUGCGCUUGUCUUCGUUGAGAACGAGGCCAAAGAGAUUCGUGACGGCGACCAGGCGGUUUACGCUGGACAUGCCGUUACCAAAGUCGUGGACUCGAUCAACAAUACGAUCGCCCCGGAACUGCUCAAGUCGAAGCUCGAGGUGAACCAACAGCGCGAAAUCGAUCUGCUGCUGCAGAGCCUCGACGGCACACCCGACAAGUCGAAACUCGGCAGGAAUGCUAUGCUCGGCGUGUCUGUCGCUUGCUGUAAAGCUGCCGCUGCCAAGCGUGGCUUACCACUCUACAGGUACAUUGCGGUGUUGAGCGAAAACCAGGAUAUCUGCUUGCCGGUGCCGCAGUUCAGCCUUAUAAGUGGCGGUCACUCUGCUGGGAAUACCCUCGUUUACCGAGAAUUCUUGAUAAUGCCCACUGGCGCUAACAGCUUCGCCGAAGCAUUGCGCGUGGGUUCGGAGAUCUACCGCGUGCUCGAGUUGAAACUCGCGGAAAUGCAAGAGUUGCAGCCUCCGCUCGGGGUAGGCGACAGGGGUAGCUUCGUGCCACAGUUGGAGGACGACAAAGAGGCACUGGCGACGCUAGACGAGGCGAUCAAGGAGGCCGGCUACGAAGGCAAAGUCAAGAUCGGCUUGGAUGUCGCUGCUACGACGUUCUGCCAGGACGGCAAAUACGACCUCGAGUACAAAACCGGUGAAUCCGACCCGGAGAAUCAUCUCGAGCCUGAUGCGUUUCGCGAGCAGUACGCCGAACUGCUGACCGAAUUCCCGAGCAUCGUGUCCCUCGAAGAUCCAUUCGAUCGGGAAGACUGGGACAGUUGGACAGCUCUGACCACGGCGCAGCCUGCAGUGCAAAUAGUCGCGGAUGAGCUGACGGUGACGAGUGCCGAGAGAUUGGAAGAGGCCAUUGAGAAACAAGCUGCCAAUUGCUUGGUCGUCAGACCCGGGCAGGCUGGCACGAUAAGCGAGGCGCUCGACUGCGUUAAAAUGGCCAGGGACGCCGGUUGGGGCUGUCUGAUCAGCGCCGGUCAGUGCGAAACGGAAGAGACCUUCGUCGCGGAUUUUGCGGUCGGCGUCUCGGCCGGCCAGAUAAAAGCCGGCGCGCCGUGUCGGGGCGAGCGAGUCGCCAAGUACAACCAAGUGCUGAGGAUCGAGGAGGAGCUCGGCCAAAGCGCCAAAUAUGCCGGCGAAAGGUUUCGUCAACCGCUGGCCGGCUGAACGAAGGGCCACAC